ACGCGCAAACUCCCCCGCAUUGCGCCUUCAGCGCCCAUCAAGGUUCCCCAGGGCGCACGCUUGAUAACUUGACUAGCAUUAGUCUCGCUCUGCGACUCAACCUGUUGAGCGGCUUCAACUGUUCAGUGACUUGCCUAUCCAGCGAAUUGCCUUUCCAGCGUCAUCGUCGGCUCCAGGCAAAACAUGGGCAACUCGCAAUCCAGACCUUCUUCGCCAGGGGAGGUGGCACAAGAGAAGGCGCUCUUGGAACGCCUCCGUACCCUGCAGCUGGAUAGGCAAGACGGCUGGGACGAGGACUACGUCUAUGUCGGCGACAAGAAGCAGAAUGACCAGAUGAACGAGAAAGGCCCAGUCACCUCCGAACCCCGGGAGCCCCGCGAACCCGAGGGACUCUCCGUCUCGGAGGCUGAACGGUGGCAGACCGAACUUCUACGAGACCCCAAAAACAGACUAGCCCUCUCGGUACUCAGCGCGGGCAACCCUCGCGAAGUGCUGACCUCGCGCGCGGCCACGAUCGCGGACCAGCAGGUCUUCAACGUGCAGAUCCCAUUCGAAGGGGGGCCGAUCACUAACCAGCGGUCGAGCGGGCGGUGCUGGCUCUUCGCGUCGACCAACGUGUUCCGGGUGGCGCUGAUGCAGAAGUACAACCUCGACUCGUUCGAGCUGUCGCAGGCCUACCUGUUCUUCUGGGACAAGCUCGAGAAGGCCAACUGGUUCCUCGAGCAGGUCAUCUCGACGGCCGGCGAGCCGCUCGAUGGCCGCCUGGUCCAGACCCUGCUGCAGGAGCCCCUCAGUGACGGCGGUCAGUGGGACAUGGUCUACAACCUCGUCGACAAGUACGGCCUCGUGCCCCAGGUCCUGUACCCGGACAGCUUCAACGCCCGCUCCAGCUCCGUCGUCAACAGCAUUGUCUUCACCAAGCUGCGCCAAGGCGCCCUGGCCCUCCGCCGCCUAGCCGCCGCCUCGCCCUCCGGCACCACCACCACGGCGGAAGCCCUCUCGCGCGCCAAGGCCAAGCUGGUCAGGGAGAUCCACGCCAUCCUGACGCUGACCCUCGGGCCCCCGCCGGCCAUCGACGCCGAGUUCGAGUGGGACUUCGUCGACAAGGCUGGGCACGCACGCGCCGUGCGCGCGACGCCGCGGGCCUUCGCGCAGGACUUACACAGCACCAGGCCCAACCCAACCGCAACCAUAGCCGUGACGCCGGCCUCGGUCGCAGGCAUGAUCAGCCUCGUCCACGACCCGCGCCACCCUCCCCUGCGCCUGCUAUCCGUAGACCGGCUGGGCAACGUGGUGGGGGGCCGGGGCGUGCGCUACGUCAACGUCGACAUGCCGGGGCUCAAGCGCGCCUGCGUCGCCCAGCUGCGCGCGGGCCUGCCCGUCUUCUUCGGCUGCGACGUCGGCAAGUUCAGCAGUUCGGCCAGGGGCCUCAUGGACACGGCGCUGAUCGACUACCAGCUGGGCUUCCCGGGCGUCGACGUCCUGGGCGGUCUGGACAAGGCGGAGAGGCUGCGCACGGGGGAGAGCGCCAUGACGCACGCCAUGGUGCUGACGGCUGUGCACGUCGUCGACGAGGGCGUCGGCGGCAGCGGGGAGAGGAACAAGAAGAAGAAGGAGAAGGAGAAGAGGACGGUCCGGUGGCGCGUCCAGAACAGCUGGGGCGAGGACGCCGGCGACAAGGGCUGGUUCGUCAUGACGGACGCGUGGAUGGACCACUUUGUCUACCAGGCCGUCAUCGACCCGCGCUUCCUCGGCAGCGAGGUCAGGGACGUGCUCCGCGGCGAGCCCAUUGUGCUGCCGCUGUGGGAUCCGAUGGGGUCGCUGGCUUGAGGGGUUCCCCCCCACCCUCCGGACCCCCUCUUUUUUCCCCCCUCUCGUCUCCUUUUGUAUUCCCCCCUUCCUUCAAGGUAACGGGGGAGAGAUGAUCUAUCCGUCUCCUCUGUUGUAUUCCGGGCGCUGGGAGGCUCAAGACGUCGUGACGAAUACCUGAUGCGCUAGACAUGGGCUGAUCCAAGUUUGGUUUCUCGAUGAGCGAGUCAAGGAUGUAUCACUUCCGUAGCUGAUCAAGUUCUUAUCAUUCUGGGUUGGUCUCGUGAAUUCGUUUCGCAGCCAACUCGACUACCUGCCCACUGCCUUCGGCACAAAGCAGG
Molecule: messenger RNA, 2150 nt
Organism: Phialemonium atrogriseum
Lineage: Eukaryota; Fungi; Ascomycota; Sordariomycetes; Cephalothecales; Cephalothecaceae
Product: peptidase C1B, bleomycin hydrolase
Exons: 2
Coding region: 184-1830 (548 amino acids)
Biological process (GO): response to toxic substance; L-homocysteine catabolic process; proteolysis
Cellular component (GO): cytoplasm
Molecular function (GO): cysteine-type aminopeptidase activity
Source: RefSeq, a predicted model, not a curated record